AGGAACGAACCCCCGAAUUUCGCGCCGGGAUCAAUAAUUGCGCAAAGUGUAAAUGUUUGUGGGCGUUUGACAAAUGUAACCAAUCGCGGGUCAUCAUUCGAUAGUUGGUGCGCGAAAUAUUUGACAAUGUGUGCAGCAAAUUUGUGCAUGUGAGAUGCACUUACAUUUUCUACGUUUGUCAAGUGUAAAAUGAUGUAUAAACAUCAGAAAAAUAUUGUGAUUGUGAAUACUGAUAGUUGAAAUAUUUUUAUAUUAAUGCGGUAAUAUGGAAUUAUGUAUAUUGAACGAGAACCAAUUUUAUAUCUUCUUCUAUUUUUAAUAUCGAUUAAAUGUGCAGAAAUCAAACAGUACUAUGUAGAUAGGGGAAAAAAUUUAACAUUAAGAUGCCCUUAUUAUCAAUCAGAUGUGAUGUGGGUAAGGGAGGGUCGAGAGGACCGACAAAGCAACCGUUCAACUGUUUUGACAAAUGGAUCUUUGUUUUUGAAAACAGUUGAUAAAGACGAUAGUGGUUUGUAUUCAUGCUCCCGGGAAAAUGUUGUAACGGAUGAAAAGACCCUUAUAAAUGUAACUGUUAGAACACCACCUCCUGCUUUGGCAAAUGUAAAAGUAGUUCCUAGUACCAUAUUAGCUGUUAUAGUAUGGGAAGUCAAUGGUACAGGUGGAUACCCCAUUAUGAACUUCACUGCACAAUUCCGUUUAGCUGAUACAGACAAUAAAUGGAUCCCUAUACCUCCCAACCACAUCACUCCAAGUUCGCGUCAAAUUGACGUGUAUGGUCUACAGCCCAACACUUCUUAUGAAUUCAAAGUGUGGGCUACUAAUCAAUUAGGAAGAGGUGAGGUAACGCAGAUUGUAUCUACCACAAAAGGAUAUUAUUCAGAGGAAGAAUUAGCUCGACAAUUGUUAGCAGGUGCUGAUGAAUUUGAUACCAGAGCUUGGGCAGUUGCAGUGGGAAUAGUAAUGGGGACAUUGAUUUUGCUGGGACUUGGAACCUGCUUUCUACUUUACCAAGAAUGCCGGAUGCCAAGUGUGGUUGCAGAAGAACAAGAAAUUAUUGAGCUGGUUCCCAAUAUUAUUCUCAAUCCAGUUUUUGAUGGAAACCCAAAUGAGCCAAUUCAAGCAGAUGAAAAUUGCAACAGUGAAAAUCCAAUUCGUCUUAAUAACAAUACAGUAGUUCAACCAAGACAUACAUAAAAAUUAAUCUAGCACCUUAGUAUCUUGUCUGAUUGACGGUGUUAAAAUUAUAAAUAAUUUUUUACGAAUUAAUUAAUAAUUUUUAAAAUCCUGAUUUCAUUUAGUUGAACAUUUACUCCAUCAAAAUUUUUUUACUUGAUAUUCUCGAUUUGCAUUCCAAAUAAUUGUAAUGUUACCAUUGAUAUAAGUGAUAUUUUACUCAUUUGUGAUGUGUUACUAUCUAGUCAUGAAUUAUUUAUAUUUCAUAUUAAAAUGAAUAGGGCAUUUAAGUGAAGCUGAAGUAGAUAUGAGAAAGGCUUCUAUGCAAUCCAAAAAGAUAUUUGCUUACUGUGACACGUUUUUAUUGAUAUAACAAUGAUCUUAGCUAUGAGAGUAAUAAAUUGGAUAUUAUAACUGCCAUCUUUAACAAUCAUUCUAUAAAUGAUUUGUCAGCGGAUAUGCUCACAUGUACUGAAUUCUUAAUUACGUACUUCAAUUAUUGCUGACAUUGAAGAACAAUGAAUCAAUAUUACAAUCACCACAUAUCUUAAUAUGUACUUGAUAAGAGCAAUUAAUUUGACUAUAUCACUUUUACCGUAUUAAGUAAUGUAUGAAGUAAAAUAAUCCCUAUCAAAGAGUACAAAACUGUGAUCUCUGUCAGAUUGAGACCAUUUAAACUAGACUCCAGACUAAUGAUGAAUUUAUAUUUAUCAAUAUUUAAGUUUCAAUUCUUUAUGAUCAGACCACAUUGUGAAAAAAUAUAAGAUGUCUGAUUCUUCAUGUGUGAGUUAUUAUUGAACUUUUAUUCAAUUAACUGGAGUUUUCUCUUGAAACGACUGGAGUAUCAUAAUAAACAUAUUUAUUUUGAAUAUCGAUAAAAAUGUGUUGCCUUCAAUAAUCUCAGAGAAAAAAUUCAUUUUAUUUGCAAUUUUCUUUAUGAAAAUUUGAAGCUAACAUUUGUUCAAAUUGAAUUGUAAAGUUAAUUAAUUUUCUCCAACAUCAUUUGCUUAUAGAUGGUAUUGAAGAGUUGAGGCUACGAUUGAAGAAGUAAUCAACAAAUAUCAUAUUUCAAACAAGCAAUGAUGUAAGAUAUCUUUUUCAAUAUAGCCUCAUGGAAUUCUCGAAAACAUGACAAUUUCUUAGGUUUAAAGCGGUUUUGAGUAGAAAACCAUGCACAAAAUCGACAUAUUCGGGGAUAAUAUCUUAGAAAACAGUUUAUUAUGGCUUUUUGGGAUAAUAGCAAAUAAUUUUCUGCAAUAAUAAUUAAAAGCAUUAAAAGUAGCAGUCCCUUAAUGAUUCAAUAAAUUCAAAACCUAAUAUCAGCGAUGGAUUGAAAUUCAUAAGAAUGAUGUAUUGUCAAAAUUCAUAAGAAGUCUUUAUUCAUCUGAAUUUGAAUAUAACAAAUAUGAAUUUUAUACAACUUAUCACAGAUACAUCAGUUCUUAUGAUAAAAUUAUUUAACAUGAAACUUGUGAGUUGUGAAACUUGAGUUCCCGAUACAAUAUUUGCAAUGUAUUCAAAUUUAUUUAUAUAUUAUAAACAAAGUGGAGGUUGUAAAGAGUAUAAUUUUGUGCCUAAUACAUAUACAUAUAUAUUUAAAUACAAAUAGGUAGUGUUCUUCAUGAAAUCACCUGAGAUAGAACAAAUUAUAGGGAAAAUUAUUGUGCUGAAUAAGGAAUGCCCUUACAAGUGUUUAUUAUUUAAUUUUCUUAUAAAAAUCACUUCGAAUAAAAAAAACAGUAAUUCCUUAUUUGCUGACUUUCUGUAAAAAUAUGUAACAAACCAUCAAAAACUAUUAUCACAAAUGAUUUUGCAUAAUCACUACUUAUUUCUUAUGACAAUGACAACAAAGCUUUCAAUUUCAACGAAUUGAGCAGUUCAAUUACUUGCACUGUUGACCUUCGAAAUCCUUCAUUCUGUGCACUAAGUUUCCCUUAACUCAAUAACUUUCUUAGCCUCAAUCACUUUUGUAAUUUUAGCAUCCUAUUAAUCAAAAAUGAGUUUUUAUUUUAAAUUGAAGUUAUCCUGAGUGAAGUAUUGUAUAUAAUUAUAUUUGCUCUUAAUAAUUGACCCUUGUAUGAUUAAUUAGGGUAUGUAUAUUGUAUAUUAAUUCACAUCUGAUUUAUCAGGUUUUUUCCUCAAAUUUCCUUAAAAUUGUGUGAGGCUGGGAAAGUUGAAAAAAGCAGGGGAUAAAAUAAAUGUAGUUAUUUUAUCCCGAGAAGUAAAAAAAUCAUUCAAAUUGAUAAUAGUCUGAAAUCACUAUAAUUCUUGUCUGCCUGAUUCUUUAUAAUGCUAGCGCAGAUUAUGAAAUAUUAUUAUUUCCAUUGUUGAAGAUUAAGAGUUCUCUUCCUGAUUAGUGCUAUAAGACUUGUUAGUUUUGUGAAAGACGGUUAUUUGAACAAAUCUAACAUUCAACAAUGAAAAUAAGUUACUUUAUAGAUAGAAUAAAGUCAAGCUUUUAUAUUGAAUAAAUAUGUGUACUUGUGAAGUGUUGUGAUCUGGCAUCUAUAUAGUUUAAUGAAUAUAUAUUAUAUAGAUGCAUAAAGCUAGUUUUUUAUACUGUGUGAUAUCAAUGAUGAGCUCGAAUUUUGAGUAAUUAAUUUUUUCUCUCUGGAUUAACUUUGAGAUACGCAUAACUUAUUAUUGUUACCGAAAUAAUUGAGUCAUUUUUUAAAUCUUACAAAUUUUUUUUUAUAAUUAUACUGAUACAAUCAAAUAUUUAAUUCUUAUCUAAUCUAUAGUUUUAUUAUCUUGAUAUAGUUGACUGGUUAUAUACUCAUAAUAUGGCAUUGAUUUUGCUUAUAAUAUUAAUCAAAAAUAAAUAAAAUUUGUAGAA
Molecule: messenger RNA, 4009 nt
Organism: Harmonia axyridis
Lineage: Eukaryota; Metazoa; Arthropoda; Insecta; Coleoptera; Coccinellidae
Product: protein turtle homolog A
Exons: 6
Coding region: 274-1194 (306 amino acids)
Biological process (GO): cell-cell adhesion
Molecular function (GO): protein binding
Source: RefSeq, a predicted model, not a curated record